AUGGCAGGCACGGCCCUCACCGCUCGUCUUCACGGUCCUGUGGCCUCGGUGCUGUCCGGAAAGCGCUCGCCCGCUCCGGUGACAGACGGAGGCUGGAGGGCCGCAGGCCGGGCGUCCCCAGCUCCUCCACGUACCCCAGGUCCCCGUCAGCCACGACUGCGGCCCCGCUGCGGCCCCAGGCCUCCACAGAGACGUCGGCGUCCGGAAGGAGGCGCCGGGACGGAGAGGCCCGGCCCCGCCCCGCCCCGCCCCGCCCCGCCCCGCCCCGCGGGGCCGACGACCCCGAUCCGGAGGACGCAGCUCCGCCCAGGCCCGUCCCAGCCCCGCCCCCCGCGCUGCCGGAAGCAGGAAGCCGACAAAGCCCGAGAGGCGGGGCGUAGUGACGCACGUCCGCCAGCGCCACCCUGCUUAAAGGGGCCGCGCCCCUCCCCGCCGCCACCACCACAAAAUCAGCGCGCCGCGGAAGGGCGUCGCGGUCCCCCGUCCCCGCCCUCUGACACCUGCCGCCGCUCGGGCUACCCGGGGCCCGGUGCCGCCCCGCGGAGGGCACCCGGCGGAGACCAGGCCGCGCCCUUCGGCCGCCCGCUCCGCCCCGCCGCCGGACGGAGAGUGUGGGCCGGACCGAGCUGCCGCCGCCCCGGGGCCUCCCGUCCUCAGAGCCCUCCUCCCCUCCGUCGGAGCUCGGCGGGCACCGCCGCCCUGCCGCCCGCCGCCCGUCGCCGCGGACCUGCCAUGGCCUGCGCACCGGCGCGCGCCCCUGUGACUGGUUUGCACGCGGCACCCUGA
Dipodomys spectabilis (banner-tailed kangaroo rat) is the source of this 786-nucleotide messenger RNA. Its product is annotated as basic proline-rich protein-like. The record is from RefSeq and is a predicted model, not a curated record. The coding region runs from base 1 to 786 and encodes 261 amino acids. The transcript is spliced from 2 exons. Lineage: Eukaryota; Metazoa; Chordata; Mammalia; Rodentia; Heteromyidae.